AUGACUAUGUUGGGUGGCAAAGUAACAACAGCCCUCAGUGAUUUAAUUAAAUCAACUCUUUGUUGUUAUAUUUGUGGGGCAACUCCAAGUAAAAUGAAUGAUCUAGAUACUUUUUAUGAGAAAAGCAACGCAAUUAACGUGGCACAAACGCCAAAUGCGUUAAUCACAGUAGUGUGUAAUCUUAACACAGAUGAAAUAUGUGAACCAUAUUCAAAGGUAAUAAAAUGUCCACAAAACUCGUUGCUUAAAAUUGAAAGUGCAUUUUAUGGUCGCUUCGACAAUCAAACAUGUCCAACAAAUUUGACUUUACAAUUAAACCCAUGCAACUCAAAAAAUGUCACAGCUGUUAUUAAACAGUUGUGUAAGGGAAAUAGUAGUUGUUUAAUUUCUUCUGAUAAUUCUAACUUUGGUUCUGAUCCUUGUCAGCACAUUAGAAAGUACACUACAGUAAAUUAUGCAUGUUAUUUAGAGUAUUCAGUAUUAUUCGACAAUAUUGUGAGCAGUCCCUCUAACAAAACUUUGAACGCUUUUUAUGAUGAAUUUGUGGUUUCUUUUGUACUAUAUAUGGGACAUUCCUUCUCAUCUGUUUUAAGAAUUGUUGAUAGUAAUGAUGAAGAUGUGUUAAAUUUAGAUAUUCUUAGUGUUUCUACAUUAUUAGUUACAUUAAAUGAUGCAAUUCUAUAUAUAGACACAAUAACACAAAACACUUGGAGUUUGAUUGAAAUUACCCAAAAUUUCAUAAACCAUUGUUAUAGUUAUAACAUUUCUGUAGCUGUUAAUAAAAUUGUUCAACAUUCUGUUACAAAUCUAAAACCAAUGGUUUACCGUGACUUGGUUUUGUUAACUUUUGCUCAAUGUUUUGAUUCCCAAUCGUGUAAUUCUAUUUUUAUGAAAAAUUUAUCAAUAUACAGUAAAACAGAAGUUAUAUGGUCUGAUUGGAGUGAUUGGUCUGAGUGCAAUAAAUCUUGUAUUAAAACUCGAACUCGCAUUUGCAGCAAUAAUCAGUGGGUGAAUUGCAAUGGAACUAACAUUGAGAUUGAACCAUGCAAUUUAUAUGAAGAAUACUUUUUUAUGGAAAAUGAAACUGGAUUGGCGGAUGAAAAUUGCGUUGCAAUACUAAAAAGACUAAGCAAAGAAUACGCAAUAUUUUUUGAAAUAAAGUUUUUAAGUUUUCAAAACAUUUGGACAAGUGUUAUUCAUUUGACUACUGGAGAAAAUGUAGACACUUACGGGACUCGAAGUCCAGCCAUUUUUAUUGAUGAAAAAAUGCUACGAUUAAAAAUUAAUUUUGAUAUUAGUGGAAAACCGAACAAAGAAAUUUAUGUUAACAAUCCUAUAGAACUCCAUGUUUGGUUUUCAAUGAAAAUAAUGCAAAAGUAUUUUGAUGGAAUGUACACAUAUUCAAUUCAACUAAAUGGUGAAAAUAUUUUAAAUAUGGAAAAUUCUGAUGCAAGAGAAUUUCCAAAUGUUAAAGUCUAUGUUUCGGACCCCUGGAAACCAGCGCAACCUGGAUUCAUAAGGAAUCUCAAAAUUAUAAAUAGAAAGCCAGUUUUUUGUUCUCAAUGGAGCAAUUGGACUAGUUGUAAUGGUACAUAUGGAUUUGCAAACAGAAUUAGAGAGUGUAAUGUUUCAAAUGAUUUGUUUGACAGCACCUCUGAAGUUGUGGAAUGUUUUGUUAUUUGGGCACCUUGGAACACUUUAUCAAGUUGUAAUGGUUCUUUUGGAUUAAUAAACAGAACAAGAGAAUGUUCAAAUUCUGUAGAUUUUUGUUAUGGUAUUAAAUCUGAAGUGAUGGAAAUCUCAGCUUUUUGGGCAAAAUGGAGUGAUUGGUCUCACUGUAAUGAUUCUUAUGGAUUUAUUAAUAGAAGAAGAGAUUGUAUUGUUUUAUAUGUAAUAGAAUGGUGCUAUGCUUACAAAUCUGAUUUAUUUAAAUACUCUGAAAUUUUAAUGAAUGAAGAAACUCUACUUUCUAAAGGAAAUUUAGUUACAACAAUAAAACAACUUUACAAAGAGUAUUCAGUGUCCUUUGAAAUCAAUCCAACAUCUUUCCAAAAUAGUUAUUAUCGGAAUAUCAUUCAUUUGACAACAAGCAAUAGCUACGUAAGUUAUGGAAACCCAUCAGUGUGGCUUAAUCCCAAUGAUAAUGGAAGUUUACAUAUUUGUUCAAACAUAAGUGGCAUAAUAGACUAUUGUGCAAACCCAGUAUAUAUUGAACUUGCAAAAUGGUCUUCAAUUAAAAUAUCUCAAAAAAUGUUAAAUGGGACUUACAUGUUUUCAAUUGAACUAAAUAGUAAUAUAAUUUUAAUUGUUAAAAACACUGGUGCAAGUGAGUUAAAGAAUGUUAAUGUGUUUGUUUCUGAUCCUUGGUAUGAAGUGCAGCCUGGGUUUAUUAGAAAUUUAAAAAUAACAAAUGGAAAUCCAGCAAUAUGUAGUGAAUGCUUCAAUGGUGAUGCUACAUACAAAUUUAUAAACAAAACAAAUGAGUGCAUUAGUUUAAACCCUAAAUGUUAUGGACAACAUGUUGAUCUAAUAAAAUGUUUUUCUUUUUUGACACCAUGGAGCACAUGGUCACAUUGUAAUGAUACAUAUGGAUAUAUGAACAGAUCUCGAGAGUGUAAUGUUUCAAAUUCCAUUGACUGGUGUGAUGGUAACAACGUUGAUGUAAUGGAGUGCUAUGUCUUUUGGUCACAAUGGAGUAUCUGGUCAAGUUGUAAUGCAACAUAUGGAUUUAUGAACAGAACGAGAGAGUGCAAUAGUUCUCAUACUUUGAAUCAUUGUAAUGGGAGCAACAUUGAAGUAAUUGAAUGUUUUGUCUUUUGGUCACAAUGGAGUAUCUGGUCAAGUUGUAAUUCAAUAUAUGGAUUUAUGAACAGAACGAGAGAGUGCAAUAGUUCUCAUACUAUGACUCAUUGUAAUGGGAGCAACAUUGAAGUAAUUGAUUGUUUUGUCUUUUGGACACCAUGGAGCACUUGGUCGGUGUGUAAUGACACAUAUGGAUUUAUGAACAGAUCAAGAAGUUGCAAUGUUUCAAAUCCAACAAAUCAGUGUGAUGGCAGCAACUUUGAUGUUAUGAAAUGCCAUGUCUUUUGGACACCAUGGAGCAAUUGGUCAAUUUGUAAUGACACAUAUGGAUUUAAAAACAGAUCAAGAAGUUGUAAUACUUCAAAUCUAAUAAGUUGGUGUGAUGGCAAUGACUUAGAUAUUAUGGAAUGCUAUGUCUUUUGGUCGCAAUGGAGUAUUUGGACAAAUUGUACUAAUGCUACUUAUGGAUUUAUGAAUAGAACAAGAGAGUGCAACAGUUCCCAUUCUAUAGAUCAGUGUUAUGGUCGCGGCAUUGAAAAAGUGAAUUGUUUUGGAAAUUGGGCAACAUGGAGUGAAUGUUCUGUUACAUGUGGAUUGGGAAAUAGAAGUAGAAUUUUAUUACAUUCAAUUUAUUCAGAAGUAAUGUUGGAAAGUUGUAUUUUAGUUAACUGUCCAGAAGAUGGAAUGUGGGGUAGCUGGAGCAUUACAAAUUGUUCGAAAAUGUGUGGUAGUGGAAUUAUAGUUUAUAGUAGAAGUUGUAAUAAUCCGCAUCCAUCAUUUAAUGGUCGUCAUUGCAUUGGUGUCAGUAAUUAUACCGAAGACUGCAAGACAGAUAUGAUUUGUCCAGUAAAUGGUAAUUGGUCAAUAUGGUCUUCUUGGUCGUUAUGCAGUCAACCAUGUGGUGGUGGUGUAAAAUCAAGGUUGCGCAGCUGUUCAAAUCCUACGCCAAGUUUUGGCGGUUUAGAUUGCAUCGGAAAUGUUAGAGGUUUUGAAAGUUGUGCUCGGCGAAAUUGUAUAAUUGUAAAAUUGAAUUUGGCUGUAAAUUUCAUUGAUAAAGAUUAUACUAAUUCAUAUUCUAUACUAACGAGUAAACCUUCUAUAAGUCUUAGAAAUGAUAUCCAAGAUGCGAUUGCUACACUAUACAGGAGAUUCAAUGUUAAUGCAACUUUUAAUGUUGUUAUAAAUUCUAUAGAGAAUCGGCCAUAGGUGUUUUUGAUGACGUUGCUCAUCUUUAUUUUUGAGAAGAAGUGUAAAAUGUCCUCGCUUUAUAUUGUUUCUGUAAACAAAUCGUAAAUUUCUUAUUUGUAAGAAAUGGAAAGUAGUUAAAGUUAAUCAGAUAAAGGUUUUAAAAGACAAAA
Molecule: messenger RNA, 4160 nt
Organism: Hydra vulgaris (swiftwater hydra)
Lineage: Eukaryota; Metazoa; Cnidaria; Hydrozoa; Anthoathecata; Hydridae
Source: RefSeq, a predicted model, not a curated record